UAUGUUGCUUAAAGGAGAGCACAAUUUGGAUUUCAAUGUGACUUGAUAAAUGCAUUUGGAGAAAUCAUAUUUUUAAUGUUUUUUUUUUUUUUUUUUUUUUGCUGUUGUUUGGGGUGUAUAAUUGUGCGGACAAAUUCCAGCAAGAGAACCAAGGCGAUGCUGAUACCACGCGUGCUCGGCGCAAUUCUGUGCGUGAUCAACUGCGUGAGUGUGUGCGUCGAGGCCGCCUCUCGCCUGAAAUCUCACUCGCUGCCCAUCCAAUCUGAGAGAGAACCUUUGCCGUCAAAAGGCCUAUCAGGAUGCUCAUUUGGGGGUCGGUUCUAUUCCCUGGAGGACACGUGGCACCCAGAUUUGGGAGAUCCCUUUGGUGUAAUGCAUUGUGUCCAGUGCCACUGUGACCCUCAAAAAAGUCGUCGGGGUAAGAUAUUUGGGAAAGUCAACUGCAAGAACAUCAAGCAGGACUGUCCGGAUCCGAAAUGUGAUGAGCCCAUACUGCUGCCAGGAGACUGCUGCAAGACCUGUCCAAAAGGUGAGGAUGACAAGAAACAGACAGACCCAAUACUGGACAGCUUUGAGUAUUUCCAUGAAAAAGUCAAAGGGAAAGAGGAUGACCUGCACAAAUCUUACAAUGAUCGAUCUUACCUGAGCUCGGAGGAUAUGGGCCCGGAGGAGAGCCGCACUGACUUUGUAGCACUAUUGACAGGAGCGACAGAAUCAUGGCUGCCAAGUUCCAGUGCAGUUGCCAGAGCUCGCUUCUCUCUGACCAGAACCAGCCUGGCCUUCUCCAUCACAUUCCAAAAAAUAGCCCGUCCUAGUAAAAUCAUCUUCCUGGGUACAGAUGGUGCCACCGCUUUUGAAUACAAAGUCCCCAAGGGACAGUCGAACAUGAUUUGUGGAGUCUGGAAAAACGUUGUCAAGCCUCUUCUGCGACAGCUGCAGAACGAGCAGUUGCGCAUCCGCAUGAGCACGUCAUAUGGCAGACAAGAAGAAGUGGAAGGGAAAAUCAUCAAACACAGGGCAUUGUUUGCUGAGACAUUCAGCUCAACACUGACGUCAGAUGAGGAGAACGCAGGCAUGGGAGGCAUUGCCAUGUUGACAUUAAGUGACACAGAGAACAACCUUCACUUCAUCCUCAUCCUUCAAGGCCUCAUUAAAAAUAAAGACAAAGAACCCCUUCUGGUUCCCAUUCGAGUACAACUGUUUUACAGGCAACACAUCCUGAGAGAGAUCCAGGCCAACAUCACAUCACAUGAUCCAGAUUUUGCAGAGGUGCUGACUGAUCUGAAUAGCCGUGAACUCUUCUGGCUGUCUCGCGGGCAGCUGGAGAUUGCUGUAGCAACAGAGGGUCACCAUCCACGGCGGAUCUCGGGAUUUAUUACUGGCAGAAAAUCAUGUGACACCAUCCAAAGUGUGCUGUCCAGCGGUGAUGCACUGACUCCAGGGAAGACUGGAGGCACGGGUUCCGCCAUCUUUAAUCUCCAUGAUAACGGCACACUGGAUUAUCAAGUUCAGGUUGCGGGUCUCACUUCAGACAUGGUCGGCCUCACGAUUGAACUGAAGCCACGGCGGAGAAACAAGCGUUCAGUGCUGUACGACUUGACGCCAGAGUACAACAAGGCCACGGGCAGGGCAGUGGGCAGCUGGAGUCGCUUGGAGGCCCGGAACAUUCACAUGCUGCUGCAAAACGAACUCUUCAUUAAUGUGGCGACAGCUCAAAAUCAGGAAGGGGAACUAAGGGGCCAGAUAAAAGCACUGCCCUAUAGUGGCCUGGAAGCUCCAAGACAUGAGUUGCCCACUCCUCUUGGCGGCCACUUUGUGUUGCCCCCAAUUCGAACCGGUGCUUCCGGCCACGCCUGGGUUUCCGUUGACAAAUACUGUCAUCUUCAUUAUGAAAUUAUUGUGACGGGCCUCAGCAAGGCCGAUGACCUCACAGUGAAUGCCCACCUGCAUGGGUUUGCUGAGAUCGGGGAGAUGGAUGACAGCAGUGUCAAUCACAAGAGACUGCUGACUGGCUUCUAUGGCUCACAGGCUCAAGGAGUGUUGAAGGACAUCAGUGCUGAAUUAUUGCAGCAUUUGGAUCAAGGAAAAGCCUUCAUCCAGGUCACCACCAAAUUGAACCCAAGGGGAGAACUUCGCGGACGGGUCCAUGUGCCCAACAACUGCGAAUUUGGGACUAAAGAUGACAUAGACGAGGCUGAAUUUGAUGAACUUUUUGUCAAAGAUCCCGAGGCGCUAAAAAAAGAUCCUCAUACCUGCUUCUUUGAGAACCAGUACCACGCCCAUGCAUCUCUCUGGACUCCGAACUAUGAUAAAUGCUUCUCCUGCAGCUGUCAGAAGCGGACUGUGAUUUGUGAUCCAUUAAUCUGCCCGGUGUUGACCUGUUCCCAAACUAUCCUGCCUGUUGAUAAAUGCUGCCCAAUCUGUGAUGAGAGAAAGGGGACUAAAGAUCUAAAAGCUCCAGAAAAAGUAGAAGAAAAUCCUGAAGGUUGUUAUUUUGAGGGAGACCAGAAGAUGCAUGCCCCAGGAACGACAUGGCAUCCUUUCGUACCUCCCUUCGGUUUCAUUAAAUGUGCCGUCUGCACUUGCAAGGGCUUAACAGGUGAGGUACACUGCGAGAAAGUGACGUGUCCAGUGUUGACAUGCAGUCAUCCGGUGAGACGAAAUCCUUCGGACUGCUGCAAAGAAUGUCUAGAAGAGGAAAAGACCCCCGGGGACCUGGAACACACUGACAUGAUGCAGGCAGAUGGGCCCAGACACUGCAAAUUUGGGAAGAACUAUUACCAGAACAGCGAUAACUGGCAUCCCUGGGUACCACUGGUGGGAGAGAUGAAGUGCAUCAACUGCUGGUGUGAUCAUGGUGUGACAAAAUGUCAGCGUAAGCAAUGUCCAGUGCUGACCUGUUCCAACAUCACUCGCAAAGAUGGCUCAUGCUGUCCUGACUGCAUCGAUUUGAGAGAUGAAGAUGAUCUAAUGAUGAAGACUCUUGACAAACAAACAAGCUAGAGCAUUGACAUAAUACAGAACCAUCAAAUAACUCAGACAACGACUUGCUGAGCUGACCCUUCCCUCAAACCCAGAACUGCACACUGGGCCGAUCAAAUUCCAGACAUCCCCGCCCUCUCCCACCCACCUUGUCAGCUUCAAGAUUGUAAAGGACAGAGAAGUGGGAAAAAAAGAAGAUGAAAACUAACGAAUGAGAGAUUUUUUCCUCGUGAUUAGUGACCUUGGAGAUUAUCAAACAAAGGUUACAAACUUGCAGAUUUCUGCUUCCUGUCUUGAAAUGGGAAUUUUUUGCUUGCUUAAAACAAAAUGUAUUCAGCCGCUUAGGAAGGCAGUUUUUGAAUGGAAGCGUUUGGCUGUUGAGUAAGUUUCACUUGAAUGUUCCUGCAUGACAGGCCUUCUAUUUUGGAGCACAGCCAUGGCUACUGUACAAUCGCCACUUCAAGUGCUCUCACUGGACAAUGUAAAGACGUGUGAAUCUGUGUGGGACCAGAUGUGUGUGUAUACGUGCUCGUGCAUGUGUUCCAUUAUAAAAUACAGCUAAACAGCUGUACAAAUGGACGUGACAAUAAACCUGCUGGUUGCCGAGGCCGAUUUCAACUAUUAAAGUAAAGUGAAACAGGGACAGAGUUUGUUUUUGUUUGUUUUUUUUGGAAGGAUUUCAGCAAGUUUCCAAAAAGAUUCUUUUCCAAUUGGAGGGUAUUUCUACACAAGUGAACCAGUCUACACUUUCUAUUUCUUUGGCAGCAUGGUGAUCACACCAAGAGAAGCUCCCACAUAUCCAGCUGCUUCUUGUUUCUGUGCUAACAUUGAGCCACUUGUUGAUCUUAGUUUUGCUCUGCUUCACUUGUUCCUAUUUUGUCCCGUCUGUUUUGAAUUAAAUAAUAUUGGGUGUUUUUCUUUUUAAUGUUGUUUAAGGAGAUGAAGCAUGUUUGUAUUUGUAUUUAUUAAAUGCCAUGGAAACAGACAGGAAA
Messenger RNA from Corythoichthys intestinalis (scribbled pipefish), 3974 nucleotides. It is a transcript of the gene chrd, whose product is annotated as chordin. The record is from RefSeq and is a predicted model, not a curated record. NCBI's taxonomy places the organism in Eukaryota, Metazoa, Chordata, Actinopteri, Syngnathiformes, Syngnathidae. The transcript has 21 exons. The coding region runs from base 76 to 3003 and encodes 975 amino acids. Gene Ontology annotation, biological process: multicellular organism development; negative regulation of BMP signaling pathway; dorsal/ventral pattern formation. Gene Ontology annotation, molecular function: BMP binding.